Molecule: messenger RNA, 537 nt
Organism: Aspergillus chevalieri
Lineage: Eukaryota; Fungi; Ascomycota; Eurotiomycetes; Eurotiales; Aspergillaceae
Product: cupin domain-containing protein
Exons: 4
Coding region: 1-537 (178 amino acids)
Source: RefSeq, a predicted model, not a curated record
AUGGCGCACCUUUUCCCUCACCCUCGACGCAUUGUCACAGGCCAUGACAACUACGGCAAAGCCAUUGUCUUAGCGGACAGUGUGAUCCCCUGCGAGCCAACCAAAAUCAAAUGCAACUUUGCUGUUCUCUAUGAGACGCAUCAGUUCCCCGAAUCAAACGACAAGUGGAUGGAUCCGGUUGAGUCCCGUACUACUGAUUUAGCCAACCAGAAAGGCGUUGUCUUGCGUGUAGUUGACUUUCCACCACGCACAAAAACAAUGUUCCAUCGGACUGAAUCCCUCGAUUUUGGUAUUUUACAUGAAGGGGAAAUUACCUGUCAUCUUGAUCAUGAUGAACGUAUUGAUAUGAAGGCCGGUGACGUCUGUGUUCAAAGGGGAACAAUCCACGGAUGGACCAACUAUUCGGACAAACCGGCGAGGGUCUUCUUUAUCCUGACUGCUGCCAAACCAGUAUCUAUCGGAAACUGUAUAUUAGGAACAGAGGGGUUUGACAAGGAAGAUGUUGAAUCGGGGGGGACAGUGAGCGCAAAGAACUAG